AUGGGUGCAUGUUUGAGCAAAAAGAACAAAACUUCUACUUCCUCACCCCCUCGUUCCACCAAAUCACUUUCCACACCCCCAAUUCAUCAACAAAAUUCUCAUAACAAUGUCAUAGAAACCCUUUCGAAACAAGAGAACAGAAACAACAACAUAGUUCAAGACAAACAACCAGACCCAGAAAUUCUUAAACAACACGAAGAAGAAUCUCAACCUAAAAAGGAGAUUUUUAUCAUCAAACACAGAAAAAGCCACGAUGAAAGAGAGCAAAACCCAACCAAAAUCAAUGAUGGGUUGGUUUCAUCUAGUGAAACAGAAUCAUUGAACAACAACAACAACAACAAUAGUAGUAGCAAUAACAAGGUUGGUGCUGUUGUUGUUGGUGUGAGAACUUCAAGCUGCACAAAAGAAGAAGUAGAUGCAAUUUUAAUCCAAUGUGGAAGACUUUCCAGAAGCUCUUCAGGAAAAGCUGCUUCUUCUUCAACCAGAAAAUAUUCUGGGUCAAAGAGAAGUUUCGAUUUUGAUCAUUCUGAAAACAAUGAUACAAUUUCAGCUGAAGAUGAACAGAGAAGAACAAAUCCAAGUGAUAACAGCGAGGAAAAUGACGGUGGUGCACGACACAACAACCGUCAACGCCACCGCAGUUCGCCUAAAGGUGGAAGAAGAAGAACACCAAGUAGAGAAAGAGAAAGAGAAAGAGAACAACGUUCGAGUAGUAGAGAAAGGAGAGUGAGUAGAUCUCCUGGAAGAAGAUCUUCUGAUGCAAAUACUGCUAAUGAAAGCAACAAUGCUGGUUCUGGUUCUGGUUCUAGGCCAGGGAAAAUGGUGACUGUUCCUGCUACUGUUUCAUCAUUGGUGAUGGAUAAAAGUAACAGUGGUGGUGGAGAAUCUGUGAAGAGAAAUAUUGCAUCACCACGUUCUAUGUCACCUGCUAGAGUGAAUGGAAAUGGAGUUAAUCAGAAUCAGCAGCAACCUUCUCUUAGCCGUAGUAACUCUGCGAGAAAGACUGAAGUUUCUCCUUUUAGAAGAAACCCUCUCAGUGAGGUUGAUCCUAAUUCACUUGCUUAUCCUCAAUCAAAUGGUAAUAAUGCUGGAAACAAAGUUCAGAACAAACACAAAAAGGAGAUUGAAGCUGAGACUAUUCAGAAGCCUAAGGCUGAAACAAGGGACAACACAAGAAACCGGACAAAUAGCAGAGGUACAUUAGAAAAGGGUGUGAUUAGUGUCACAAAGGACCAACAAGAGGAUGAAAUCAAAGUAAUGUCUGAUAAUGCUAUUGUGAAGAAUGUGGUGAUGCCAACCAGAAUAACAAGAAGCAGAUCAUCUAGAAGAUCAAGAGACUUAGACAACAUGAAUCCCGAAACUCUAACCAAUCCACCACCAGCAUCCUACACUUCAUUACUCCUAGAAGACAUUCAUAACUUCCAUCAAAAGACCACAACAACACAGCCUUCUGUUUCUCUUCCAGCUUGUCUCAACAAAGCCUGUUCUAUCCUUGAAGCUGUCGCGGAUCUCAACUCCACAACAAGUUCAACUUUCUCUAGAAACAAGUCCAAUGCUGUUCCUGAAUCAUCAUUCGUAGAAGAAUCCGAAGUUGUCGUGAGUGAUGAUGUAAUGGAACCAAGUUUGCAUAAGUAUGUUACUGUUAAGAGAGGUGGUUCAUUUUCACUUUGCGAGGAUCAAGAGUCUUCCGGAAGUAACAGCUUCAGUUUGAAUAGUGGUCAGCAACAACAACACUGGAACAAUUGUUCUUCUGACGAUUCGCCGGAUUGUUGGAGUUCGAGAUUGAUGAAAAGAAGAGAGUGUGAUCAUCAGCAUAGCGGUGGUAUUGGACGUGGAAGGCUUGCUACUACAUCUUCUUCAACAUAG
Messenger RNA from Vicia faba (fava bean), 1866 nucleotides. The record is from the annotation of a GenBank genome assembly. Lineage: Eukaryota; Viridiplantae; Streptophyta; Magnoliopsida; Fabales; Fabaceae.